GCACCCAGCUGCGGCGUCUAUCGAACCCAAUACGCGUCUGAGCUUCAGUUCCAACGCCCCGACCCCUUGACCAUCAUCGUCGAGAGGACCGGCUCCAAGCGGCGUGAAAGAGGGGGCCUUUAAGUCAUCGACUCUCAAAAGGUUGUGAUGGACAUUCCUCUGCCUGUUUGUAAAUUAGCUCUACAUUUGGUUAACCACGAUGACAAGGACAAGAAAUACGUAGUCCUAGUAUCAACUGGAAGUUUCAAUCCUCCUACCUAUAUGCAUUUACGGAUGAUGGAGCUGGCAAGAGAUACCCUGAAUUCAGAAGGCUUUUGUGUCGUUGGAGCUUAUAUUUCACCUGUCAAUGAUGCUUACAGCAAGAAGGGCCUUAUAUCUGCUGAACACCGUGUACAGUUAUGUCAUCUUGCCUGUAAGAGUUCAGAGUUUAUAAUGGUUGAUCAAUGGGAGGCAAGACAAAGUAGCUUCCAGCGCACCUUAACUGUUCUAUCUAGAGUCAAGGGUUUCAUAUCUGAGGCUGGGCUGAUACCAAGUGAUUCCCUUAAGUGCAUGCUUGUCUGUGGUUCUGAUCUACUCCACUCUUUUGGCAUUCCUGGAUUUUGGAUUCCUGAGCAGGUGAGGAGCAUAUGCAGAGAUUACGGUGUGGUUUGCAUUCACAGGGAUGGACAAGAUGUUGACAAGAUUAUAUCAAAUGACAAAAUUUUGACAGAGAACAAGGGUAACAUAAAAGUGGUGGAUGAACUUGUACCAAACCAAAUAAGUUCGACGAGAGUAAGGGAUUGCAUCUCAAGAGGAUUGUCAAUAAAAUAUCUGACUGCAGAUGAAGUAAUUGAUUACAUUAGAGAUCAUCAUCUGUACUUGAACACGAAUGACAAAUGACGGUAAUGUCUUCAUCAAAAGUAUGUUGUUACAUGUUUACGAGAUCAUUCUGUAGAAAGCAGAAACCAGUAAUUAAUUGAUCGAUACUGCACAUUGUUUUACCAACGGAGUAGAGACAUCUUAACCUUUCUGCACUACUUUAUAUUUCGUGUUCAUUCCUUUGUACUUCUACUUGGCAAACAAAACUGCAGUAGAACAGAAAAAUCCUUAUGUUGCAAAUGUGUCAAGUGUUGAGCGUCAAUAAAAAUCUCGAAACCAUUUUUACGUUCA
Molecule: messenger RNA, 1149 nt
Organism: Malus domestica (apple)
Lineage: Eukaryota; Viridiplantae; Streptophyta; Magnoliopsida; Rosales; Rosaceae
Product: nicotinamide/nicotinic acid mononucleotide adenylyltransferase
Biological process (GO): NAD+ biosynthetic process
Molecular function (GO): nicotinate-nucleotide adenylyltransferase activity; nicotinamide-nucleotide adenylyltransferase activity
Source: RefSeq, a predicted model, not a curated record